AUGGCGUCCGCGUCCUUGGAGACAAUCGAGAGCGAAAUAACGCAUCUAUUUUCUAUUUCUGAAUUCAAACCGGAGCAAAGAAAAAUAUUUGAGGCAAUAUUGGAGGGCAGAGAUUGUGUGGCUGUUCUUCCAACUGGGUUUGGAAAGUCCUUACCGUAUCAUGCAAUUAUUUCUGCCAAACGCCAGCAAAGUGUUACCUUUAGGGUUAUUGUUAGCUGCCCGCUAGUUGCUCUCAUGGAAGAUCAGGUUUCCAGACUUCGAUCAUUGAAGAUAAGAGCACUAUAUAAAGGUAAAAGCCGUGAGACAGACGAACAAGUCAAGAGAGGGGAUUUCGAUAUUCUGUUCGCCUCUCCAGAGACAUUAGUUGGUGAUGAGGAAUGGAGAGAUGCUAUUAAAGAGAUAGAUGUCUCUUUGAUAGUUGUGGAUGAGUUUCACACUGUGACAGAAUGGGGCGAAAAUGAUAAAGGCAAGGUAGCUUUUCGUAAAUGGUUUAGGCAUUUAGGGGAACUGCGAUCUCUAUGUCCAUAUGCUGCCUUGCUAGCCGUCAGUGCAACCUGCACCAGAAAAGUCUACAAAAAAGUAGUUAAACUUCUCAAUUUUAAAGAAGAUGCCCUUGUUAUCAGAAUGUCGCCCAACAAAAGGUUACUAAGAAACCCAGAUAGCAAAGCAAUUAUAAUAGCGACAAGUACACUUGGAUUGGGGCUUGAUGUGGCAAACUGUAACUCUGUUAUUAUUUACGGGCUGCCGAAAAGUGUGAUCGACUUGCUGCAGGAAAUGGGGCGAGAGGGUAAAGAUGGCAGAAAGUCAGUCGCCAUUAUUGUGUACAAAUCCACCCAUCUGCGCAACGCCAAUGAAGAAAUGCGAAAUGUAUGUACAACAAAUAUGUGCAGGCGCCAGGAAUUGCUUUCUACUCUUCUCAAUGAACAUGAGCUUGAAGAACUAUCUAAAUCAACCCAUGAUCAUCAUAGUUGUUGUGACAAUUGUGAGAGAAAUUGCUCAUGUUGUCAUUGUGAAAAGCAAGGCAUUGAGGAGUUUUAUAUAGAUGACAAUGCUGACAAAUGUAGCAAAGAGUCUGACUCUGAUACUCUUUCCAAUUCAGGAGUUGAAGAAGACUGUUGUAUUUUUUAUCGAUAA
This is a messenger RNA of Mya arenaria, 1134 nucleotides long. RefSeq names its product bifunctional 3'-5' exonuclease/ATP-dependent helicase WRN-like. Gene Ontology annotation, biological process: double-strand break repair via homologous recombination; telomere maintenance. NCBI's taxonomy places the organism in Eukaryota, Metazoa, Mollusca, Bivalvia, Myida, Myidae. Gene Ontology annotation, molecular function: 3'-5' DNA helicase activity; nucleic acid binding; four-way junction helicase activity. Gene Ontology annotation, cellular component: chromosome; cytoplasm; nucleus. Bases 1 to 1134 code for a protein of 377 amino acids. The record is from RefSeq and is a predicted model, not a curated record. The transcript is spliced from 4 exons.